CUCUAUUUCGAAUUUGGAAAUGCUUGUUUAAGUUCUUCCAUCAUUACUGGAAGCUAAUAAGGAAUCCAAACUUUUGAGCUCGGAAUCUAGCAGAGUUCGAUGAAUUCCCAGUCUAUUGGCCGCUGCCAGAGACCCAAAGGGAAGAGGAUGAAGCUGGCCUUUCAGAUUGGGUCCUUUUUGGCUGUAUGCUUGUGGUUGUUGUACCAAGCAAAUCAGUCUCACGAUAGAGACUACAGUGGAAGUGUGCAGAAUGAGGCUACUAAGGAUCAUGGUAUAGGUAUUUUGGGGCGUAGAGUGAAUGCUGGUGGUUCAAGUCUCGGAGGAGAAAGCUUAAAUGAUGAAGUUCAAGGUGGUGGUGUUGAUGGAGAUGCUGACGAGAAGCACAAAGUAACUAAUGAUACUCAUAAAGAUCUUGGGAGACAUGAAGGGAAAGAAAGUGAAGAGAAAACGGAACUGAAAGAAAAAGAGCUGAACAAUGCUGAUGAUAAUUCUGAUAUUGAAGUCAAAGCUAAUAGUGAGGCAGUGGGAUUGGAAGAUGAUUCAUUGCAGGAAGGAAUACAGGUGACAAUAUCUGAUCAGGAAGGUGAGAAAGAUGUGGCGAAUACUAGCCACCAUGAAGUUGAAGAGGAUGAGGAGCAAAUAUCACAUGUUAAUCAUGAUGAGCUAGGACACGGAAGUGAUGCACAGAAGGAGCCAGAGAAAAAGGACUUCAGUUCAACUGACAAUGAGUUUCUAGUUCAACCUACCGAAAGGAAGAAUGAUUCUGCUCAGGAUCACAAUUCAAUGGUAGAUGGAGUCCAUGCCUUUGAUGAUGAGACUGGUGUUUCUAUAGACGGUAACGAUAUCAUAGAAUCAAGAGUGACAGAAUCAAAUGGUGAUGGUGAAAUCAGGUUGCAUGAACAUAUGUAUUCUACUUCAAACAGUCAAAGUGAAACCAUCGAAAACACUCAAAGUGAAGUUGUUGUUGAUAGAGAAGAUAAUGCUGAUUUUGAAGCCAGAAGCAAAAAUUCAGUACAAGAUUUAGAACCUGAGUCAGAAACAAAUUCUGAAACUAGUGUCCAUGUAUCAAUAGUAUGAGCGUAACUACACAAGGAGGCACUUCAGUUUCAGAUCUUUAAGUGAAACAGAAGGUCACUGACAUUAUAACGUUAUCCACGAGAUGAUGAAAAGGCCUAAAGAUAGAAAGUGAGUCGUAGUCGUAAGUUUUUCUUUUCCUUGAAUGAUAUUGUAUAGUCUAAUUUCAAAUAUAUUGUAAUGCAAGUUAUAGAGAUGAGUUGUUUUUGCUUAGAUAAUGGGAAAGGAGCAAUCCUAAUAGUACAAGUUCUGAGUGCUAUUACACA
Argentina anserina (silverweed cinquefoil) is the source of this 1340-nucleotide messenger RNA. RefSeq lists its product as uncharacterized. The coding region runs from base 100 to 1077 and encodes 325 amino acids. The transcript has 2 exons. Lineage: Eukaryota; Viridiplantae; Streptophyta; Magnoliopsida; Rosales; Rosaceae. The record is from RefSeq and is a predicted model, not a curated record.